Messenger RNA from Tuber melanosporum (Perigord truffle), 3078 nucleotides. RefSeq lists its product as uncharacterized. NCBI's taxonomy places the organism in Eukaryota, Fungi, Ascomycota, Pezizomycetes, Pezizales, Tuberaceae. The transcript is spliced from 4 exons. Bases 1 to 3078 code for a protein of 1025 amino acids. Gene Ontology annotation, biological process: regulation of DNA-templated transcription. Gene Ontology annotation, cellular component: nucleolus. Gene Ontology annotation, molecular function: rDNA binding; transcription factor binding. The record is from RefSeq and is a predicted model, not a curated record.
AUGUCCCUCCACCUUUAUAAGCCACUAGGUGACAACGACCACGCCAUCCGCCUAGACGCUGCGAAGACACUAACCUCGGAACUCCUACAACUGCUCUCGAGUGAGCAUUCGGAAAAGUCCAAAUCUUCCCUGGAUUAUGCCCUCGGCAGAUUAACGAAGGGCCUAGCUAGUGGGCGGGAGUCGGCAAGGCCGGGGUUUGCGGUUGUGCUUACGGAGUUUCUAGGGCACAUUUUAGAAACCGGGAAUGCCGCAAAGUGGGGGUUUGAAUUGGCAGGGGUGAUUAAGCUUGUUGCUGCCAACACCCAACCGCCGGGGCAUACCACAGGUCCGGAAGAGAGGGAUUACCACCUCGGGAGGUUGUUCGGAUUGAAGGCUCUUGUGCAGUCUGGUGUUCUCUUCCGUGGAGUGGAGAGGGAGGGGUAUGCGGACGUGCUGAAUCUCUUAUUUGAGUUGUCUUUGCAGAAGCCGUGGCUGAGGGAGUCUUGUGCGUCGGUUGUGUGCUCGGCGGUAUCUGGCUGGUCGGGCGAUGCGAAGCAGUGGGCUGCAAAGGUUACCUAUGAUGCUUUGGCGGAGUCUGAGCUGGCGAAGACGAGUGACGGAACAGCUGUAUGGUUGACUCUCCAGGCGUACUGCCCGAACAUCCUCCCACCGAAGAAUCUCUGGGUGAAGGAGUGCCCGCUGGCGAAACCGAAUUUGGUCACAUUAGCAAAGGUCCUGAAAGAGGCUGGGUCCAAGGAUGAAGAGGGAAGGAAUCUACAACAGAAGGGCUCUUGGAACCCUAAACUUAAUUUCGUUUGGGAUUUAGUGCUUGAAGCGUAUAUUGGCGAGAGUAAAGAGUGGGUGGGUUUUCGAGAACGAGAAACCUCUGUAAUGCCUAUGUGGGAGGAGUUCUGGAAAGUUGCUGUAGAUGAAAGCCUAUUCUCCGCCUCCUCUUCCAACCACCGAAAGUUCUGGGGGUUCCUCAUAUUCGGGAAGGCACUUAAUCGGAUUUUUGCCUUCAGUGAUGGUGGAUCAUAUCUCGCGCCAAUGUUCUCCAAGAACUUUAUGCGAUGUUUGAUAAAUCAGCUAUCGGAUCCAGAACGAUACUUGCAUAAGGCUGCACAGAAGUGUAUUAGAACACUGCUACAAAAGGCUGAAUCAACGCCGUGGACGGCUCCCGUGAUCUUUGUGCAGUUGGUCUCAAACAACGGCACGCCCAACUUUGACUCGCUGACGAAGACGAAGUACGUCGAUAAGAUUAUGAUACUGGCAGACGAAGACGGGCUCGACGCAAUUAUUAGAGGGUUUAGGAAGAUCUUACUGGAUCCUCUUCAGCCAAAAUGGAACAGUGACUCGGGUGAAGAGAGCCGGCAGCAGAAGACAAAAACCGCUGAAGUUCGACGACAGUGGGCGGCGGACCAGAUACUCACGCUCAUUCGUAAUGGGAAAUCUGUAAAAGCGGAAUCGUGGAUUGGGAAUGCCGUAUCUCUACUCGCAGGCUUUGGCUUCCUUGAGACGCCCGUUCGCGGGGCCGAACUGGGAAUACCAGUAUCACCCACCAGCCAGUUAAUGUUCAGAUCCAGACUCAUGUCCUGCCUAUCCCACCUACUCAGCAUCAAGGAUGACAUCUCCGGCAACGAGACAUGGCCGUACCGUGCCGUCAAGAAAGUCCUCAAUAACAAAGAGACACUAACAAUCGAGCUCGACGACACCAUCGAAACAGCUAUAAAGAGCGCCCAAUCAACGCUCAAGAAAAUAAACAAAAAGCGCACCUCAGCCCGAAAAUCCGACAAGACCAAGAGAGCCACCCAACUGGAGUCUUUCGAACUCCUCUACUCCCUCGUCAUCCUACAAAUCCUGAGCGGUGAACCAGACGCGCUGGAGGUUCUUGACGAGCUAAGCCUUUGCUACGAGAGGGUUAUCAAGAAGCGGAAACAUGCGACGGAGGAUGAAGUCGAAGUUAGUGAAGUUUUGAUGGAGAUCUUGCUAAGCUUCUUGUCGAAGCCGAGCGUCCUACUGCGGAAAUUGGCACAGCAAGUGUUCACGGCAUUUGUGGAUAGUGUUACCGAUGCUGGCUUGGAACUAUUGACGAAUGUACUGGAGACGAAGGAGAGUCUGAGUGGGCAGCAGGAGCUCUUCGGUGGAGUCGAUGAAGAUGAAGACGGCGAAGUCAUGGACGAUGGAACCGACGACGCCGAGGAAGUAAAUUUCUCUACGGAAGACAAAGACGAACUAGACUCGGAUGUCGAAAUAAUAUCCGCCUCCUCCUCCCAAGAAGACGAAGCGGCCACCGGCACCGACGACGACGAAGCCACGAAGCUCGAGACCGCCCUAACCCACGCACUAGCCCCACAUGCGCCAAAAGUCGACUCAGACUCCGACAUGUCCGAUGGUGCAAUGCUAGCCCUAGACGAAACGCUUUCCAAAAUAUUCCGCCAGCGCACCAAACCUCUCCCCGCCUCUAAAAAACGAUCCGCAGCGGCCGCGAAACAAAACAUUACAAAUUUCAAAGUCCGAGUAUUGGAUUUACUCGAGAUUUUCGCUAAGGCUGAUAAAGAGCAGAGGGGUGAGGUAAGGCAUGAUCCGGGGGUGCUGUUGUUGCCGUUGCUAGCGUGUAUUAGAAAGACUAGUGAUCGGGUGGUUGCCGAGAGGUGUUUUGGGGUUUUGAAGAUCUGUCUGAGGAAUCCACCUCGAUUUCACCCCCCCUCCUCCCUUGGCGGGGAGGGGAGGUUGUGGGCCCUGUUGAAAGAGGUGCACGAACUGGCCGAGUUGGGCUCUGGCUCGGCCGGGGGGGAUAUGUACGCGAAGGCUUGUUCCACCGCUUCAUUGGUUUUGGGGAAGAUAUUGGUUGGUGGCGGGAGUGAGGUAGCACAAGAGCGAGAGUUUGAAGAGAGGGUCAGGGGGAUUGUUGGGGUUUACGCGGAGACUUUGACCAAGUGGGUGGUUGAGGGUGGUGGCGCGGGAGUGCAGAGGGCUUUUUUUGUGGAGUUUGUGGAUUGGGUUGCAGGGGUGAGGGGUGGGAAGAGUGGGAGGGGAGCUAUUGGGAAGGGGAAGGGGAAGGGGAAGGGGAAGAGGGGGAAGGGGAAGAAGGGUGUAUGA